Messenger RNA from Chelmon rostratus (copperband butterflyfish), 2160 nucleotides. It is a transcript of the gene il1rapl1a, whose product is annotated as interleukin 1 receptor accessory protein-like 1a. NCBI's taxonomy places the organism in Eukaryota, Metazoa, Chordata, Actinopteri, Chaetodontiformes, Chaetodontidae. The record is from RefSeq and is a predicted model, not a curated record. Bases 1 to 2160 code for a protein of 719 amino acids. The transcript has 11 exons. Gene Ontology annotation, biological process: signal transduction; negative regulation of exocytosis.
AUGGCGUCUGAGCUGUCUCUGCAGAGGCCGCGGUGGCACACAUGCCCUGAAAGUGCAAGCAGCAUCGAGGAAGCGGGAGAGGAGAGGAGACUGUCUGUGGACGGCUGCACAGAUUGGUCGGUGGACUACCUGAAGUACCGGGUGCUGCAGGGUGAGCCGGUGCGGCUGAAGUGCGCUCUGUUCUAUGGUUACAUCCGGGCCAACUACAGCCAGGCGCAGAGCGUGGGCCUCAGCCUCAUGUGGUACCGCAGCUCCGGCCUGGGCCACAGUGACUUCGAGGAGCCCAUCUCUUUCGACGGCGUACGCAUGAGCAAGGAGGAGGACGCCAUCUGGUUCAGACCAGCUGACCUCCAGGAUGCGGGCCUCUACUCCUGCGUCUUGCGGAACUCCACAUACUGCAUGAAGGUGUCCAUGUCCCUGACUGUGGCGGAGAAUGACACGAACCUGUGCUACAACUCCAACAUGAGACUAAACGAGAAGGCCGAGCUCAGCAAGAGCAAAGACAUCCUCUGUCCCGACAUAGAUGACUAUGUGGAACCCGGCAAAGAGCCGGACAUCACCUGGUAUAAGGAGUGCCGUCCGAAGCAGUGGCGUGCCACUAUCAUCCAGAAGAGAGACAUUCUGUCUAUCCAGGAGGUAAAGGAAGAUGACAUUGGGAAUUACACCUGUGAAGUCCAGUUUGGUGGCUUUUUGGUGAGGAGGACGACUGAGCUCACGGUGACUGCUCCUUUGACCGACAAGCCGCCAAAGAUCCUGUUUCCCUCUGAAAGCAAGAUUAGCAACAUGGAGCUGCAGCUAGGAAGUGCUUUGAACCUGACUUGCCGGGCGUUUUUUGGGUACAGCGACGCCAGCCCACUCAUCUACUGGAUGAAGGGAGAGAAGUUCAUAGAGGACUUGGACGAGGAGAGAGUUCAGGAGAGCGACAUCAAGAUUGUCAAGGAGCAUCUUGGUGAGCAUGAAGUGGCCAUUUCCUUGACUAUUGACUCCUUGGAGGAGGAGGACCUGGGAAAUUAUUCCUGUUAUGUGGAAAAUGGUAACGGCCGUCGCCAAGCUACCAUCCAGCUCCUCAGGCGAGCAGAGCUCAUGUACACCGUGGAGCUGGCAGGAGGGCUGGGAGCGAUCCUGCUGCUACUCAUCUUCCUCAUCUCCCUCUACAAAUGCUACAAGAUAGAGCUGAUGCUUUUCUAUAGGAGGCACUUUGGCAGCGAGGACGUGGAUGGAGAAAACAAAGACUAUGAUGCAUACCUGUCCUACACCAAAGUGGACCCUGACCAGUGGAGUCAGGAGACCAGGGAGGAGGAGCGUUUCGCCCUGGAGAUCCUCCCUGACGUCCUGGAGAAACAUUAUGGCUACAAACUCUUCAUCCCAGAUCGAGACCUCAUUCCAACAGGAAGUCUCACCAAUGAGCAUUACCAGGAUGACACACGACUCUUUGGAGCCUACAUAGAGGACGUGGCACGCUGUGUGGACCAGAGCAAACGCCUCAUUAUAGUCAUGACGCCCAACUACGUGGUGCGGCGGGGGUGGAGCAUCUUUGAGCUGGAGACGCGGCUGCGCAACAUGCUCGUGACCGGUGAGAUCAAAGUCAUCCUGAUCGAGUGUGCCGAGUUGCGCGGCAUCAUGAACUACCAGGAGGUGGAGGCCCUCAAGCACACCAUUAAAACCCUCACUGUCAUCAAGUGGCGCGGCACCAAGAGCAACAAGCUCAACUCCAAGUUCUGGAAGCAGCUGCAGUACGAGAUGCCGUUCAGGCGCACAGAGCCCAUGCUCACCCACGAGCCGGCGCUGGACGUCAGCGAGCAGGGCCCCUUUGGAGAGCUGCAGACCGUCUCCGCCAUCUCCAUGGCAGCAGCCACCUCCACCGCCAUGGCCACCGCCCACCCCGAGCUGCGCUCCUCUUUCCACAACACCUACCACACCACCAUGAGGCAGAAACAGUACUACCGCAGCUACGAGUAUGACAUACCCCCUGGUGGGACCCUGCCACCUCUCUCCUCUCUGGGGAACCAGCACACCUACUGCAACAUCCCGCUGACACUGCUGAACGGACAGAGGCCUCCCGGGAAGAGCCGAGAGCACAGCCUGGAGGAGGCGCAUGCCAACAACGCCAUGCUCCCCCUGCUGCCAAGAGAAACCAGCAUCUCCAGCGUCAUCUGGUAA